GAGAAGAAAGCAUGACAUCACUCAGACUUGCUCUCCACCCAAAAAGAUCUGGGAUGGAGGUGCAAACGUGAGCUGGACAAGCGAGGAGUUAGCAAGUCUUUUCAGUUCAUUUCCCAGGGAGAGAGUGAGAGCUCUAUGCUUUAUGCGCUAUAAGGAAGUACUUUUUCUUGCUCGCAAAACCAAAGCUGGCUUCGGAUCUCUGACAUCGUGAAAGUAAUUGAAGGGAAAAGACAACCAUAGGAAGAAAGUUGAAAACAAGAUCUUUUCUUUUUGGCACAGAUUCUAACAGAAAUAUUUGACUUCUUUCCAUGGAACGGUACAACUUUCGGAUCUGAUGCACGUUGCUUUUAAUUCUUCCGCAAUCACAGUAAUUUAUUUAUGGUUAAAUGAAGAGAUCAAAGUGUGAAGCGAGCAAAUACUACUUAAAGGGUCGGAAGGAUAUUUUACCAUCCCUGAAGGAACAGACUUCGUGAUCCUACAUGGAAAAUGUCCCUUUUAACACAAAAAGUAGCUGAGGAAAACUUAUGAUUGAAAACUUGCAGGAAUUUGAUCUCGGCUGUACUUCUAACCUUACACUGACGAUGAAGAAUUUAUUAUCUCUGCUUUGCUGUCGUUAUUCUUUGCUGAUUUUAUUUCAGUUCAAAUAUCAGGUGUAUGGAAACUACUCCCAGCUACUCGAACACCCAGGGUUCAAAGUUUUCUCAUCAGCUUCCCAUUACUGGCCGCUGGAAGACGUGGAUGGAAUUCAUGAGUUUCGGGAUACGAAUGGAGCUCUAAGAAUCCACAACUUCACUGUGCUUCCUUCCCAUAACUCUACUUUUGUAUAUACCAAUGACUCUGCCUACUCUAACUUCUCUGCAACUGUAGACAUUGUAGAAGGAAUGGUGAACAAAGGAAUUUAUGUUACUGAAAAGAAAGGAGUUACCUUUCUCUUCUUUGGAAGAUAUCAAAAUUCUUGCAUUAGUAACCCAGAAGUUUGUGGACCUGAAGGAGUAACGUUUUCCUUUUUCUGGAAGACUCAAGACCAGCAGACGAAGUUUCCCCCUGCCUCUGGUGGGCAGGUGAUUUCCAGUGGCUUCAAAAUCUGUUCAAGUGAAGGUGAAGGCUCAGUAGAGUUUUAUACCCGUGGGAAUGCAAUGAUGAAGUGGAAAGCAAGUUUCAGUCCACCAGGUCCUUAUUGGACUCAUAUUCUCUUCACUUGGAAAUCAAGAGAAGGACUGAAGGUCUACGUCAAUGGAACUCUAAACACAACUGAUCCAGAUGGGAAAGUUUUCUAUGAUUAUGGAGACCCCAGUGCAAAUCUGCUGACUGGAACAGAAGGGGAUCAAACGAAGCGCUAUGUGAAUGGAGCAUUUGAUGAAUUCAUUAUAUGGGAAAGGGCACUCACCCCCAAUGAAAUUGAGCAGUACUUUACAGCUGCUAUUGGUGUGCAAUUUUUGCUCUCUUCAACUCUUUCAUGGUCUACGAUGACAACUACUACAAAACCUGUGCUGUCUACAAAUGCCUAUCAUCCCAUCAUAACUAAUCUGACCAAAGAGAGAGGCAACUUCCACUCCUCUGACAUCUUGCUGGAAUACCUGGAGAACGUCUCAUUCAGCUUGCCCAACAAAUCCUUGUCAGAAAAUACUGCUCUAAGCCUGACAGAGGCAUUUUUAAAAGUUAUUGAAGACUUUCUGCUAUUACCCAACUGGCUUGAAAUACCUGAGACUGCUCACAUAUUUGGAAGCUUAAUUCAAACUAUUGACAGUGUGAUGGUGCAUAUGACACGCAAUCUGGAAGAAAACUCACUGUCUCUAACUGUUGAGGGUUCAUCAUCCGUAGCAGACUACACUUUGGCCAAAAUGCAUCCCAAGACUCUGAAUUUGUCCCAUUAUCGCUUUCCAUCUCGAGGACAGAGCUUCAUUUCUAUUCCCAGUGAAGCUUUUCAAGAAAGAGCUUGGAUUACCAUUGUCGGCAUGUUUUACCAUAACAUGCACUACUACUUUCAUAGUAUCAACCCUAUGGAUACCAAGAUUGCCGAAGCUGCUGCUUACAAAGGCUAUAUGAUCUCAGCAGCCAGUUAUCUCAUCUCUAUCAAAGUAGAUCCUCCUCCCAAGUUGUCCCACAACCUGUCAGGAUCUCCUCUUAUUACCAUCCAGCUCACCCACAGAUUGACUCCCAGGCAAUACAGCCUAGCACUAAACAAGAGUAACAGAGUCCAUCUUUACUGUGCGUUUCUGGACUACAGCAAUGGAACUGGUGUUUGGUCUAAUGAAGGUUGUGUGCGUGACAGCGGGGACCUCAACUACUCAGUGUGCCUUUGUAACCACCUCACUAAUUUCGCCAUUCUGAUGCAAGUGGUGCCUCUGAAGCUAACAAGAGAACACCAGGUGGCCCUCUCCUCCAUCACUUACAUUGGCUGUGCUCUGUCCAUCUUCUGCUUGACGAUCACGCUGGUCACAUUUGCUGUAUUGUCGUCUGUGAGCACCAUCCGCAACCAACGCUAUCAUAUCCACGCCAACCUGUCCUUUGCUGUCUUGGUAGCUCAGAUCCUGCUUGUCACCAGUUUUCAGUUCAGUCCUGGAACGGUGCCUUGCAAGAUCUUGGCCAUUCUCCUUCAUUUCUUCUUCCUGAGUGCUUUUGCAUGGAUGCUGGUGGAAGGAUUUCACCUCUACAGUAUGGUGAUCAAAGUAUUUGGGUCAGAAGAGAGCAAGCACUUAUAUUAUUAUGGAAUUGGAUGGGGCUGCCCAUUGGUGAUUUGUGUAAUUUCUGCAACGUCGUCCUUAGACAGCUAUGGAGAAAGUGACAACUGCUGGCUUUCCCUAGAGAAUGGAGCAAUCUGGGCUUUUGUGGCACCGGCGUUGUUUGUAAUUCUGGUCAAUAUUGGUAUUCUCAUUGCUGUUACUAGAGUUAUCUCAAGAAUCAGUGCAGAUAACUAUAAGGUCCACGGAGAUGCCAAUGCCUUCAAACUAACAGCUAAAGCUGUUGCAGUUCUCUUACCAAUCCUGGGAAGCUCGUGGAUCUUUGGGAUUCUGGCCAUCAAUGCCCACACAUUAAUAUUUCAGUAUAUGUUUGCUGUUUUCAAUUCACUACAAGGGUUUUUCAUGUUCCUGUUUCACUGUCUUCUGAAUUCAGAGGUUAGAGCUGCUUUUAAGCACAAAACCAAGGUGUGGUCCCUCACCAGUAGCUCGGCUCGCAACAUCAAUGUAAAACCCUUCAAUUCUGACAUUAUGAGUGGGAACAGGCCAGGCACAACCCCCACAAAGCUGAACACCUGGGAUAAAAGCACCAAUUCAGCCAACCGCAUUGAUUUAUCAGCAGUCUGACAGCAGUGCCAGCUUCUCAGUGAAAAUCAAGCCAUACAUUCAGGACCUCUGACACAAUGUCCACCAGUAUUUUCUCACUGUUAACACCAGUAGAAAACUGCUUUUUUAUCACUGACUAUUAGAUUGGAAAUUGCUGUAUUGUUUCCUUGACUAAAUAGCCCUAUUCUGUGUGUCUUCGGAACUGUACCACAUUCUACCACUUGCCUAUUAGUGUUAUCAGUAAAAGUAAAUAGCACAAAUAUACACUGGAUGGUUUUGUCAGCAUUGAUGAAAACACUAGGUAUGCAAAAAGGGUUUACUGCCAUCUGAACCUCUCCAGAUCCCAGAACAGAGGAAAGUCAGCGUACCUUGGGAAAGAUGGAUUUUCAUGCUCUAAAAUGAAAUGUUUCCCAUUGUGACAUUGUAAUGGGGCUAUCCUGGUCUUGCUGUGCACACUUUGUUUACACUUAUUACCUUACAGAGUCCAGUUAUUGAAGUGAAACAUUCAAAAUACACAGUGUGGUGAUUCAUUUAAAUGCUACAAAGAAACUGAGACUUGAGGGAGGAGCAAAUCCAGGCUACUCAGCUCCCAGAUAUGGGUGUGGAAUUAGCAAAGCUGAGCAGCACAUAUGUCUCUAUACAUACAAACAGCACGUGUAACAUGCAAUACUUCUAUACAUGAACCUAUUAGUAUUUUAGAUAUUGCUGUUUACAACAUAUCUCUAGAAGGCAGAAAAGGCUAUGGUUGUCCUGUAGCAGUCCACACCGUCUAUCACUGAUUUGUGUCUGCUGACAUAUUGCAAUACGAAGUAUUUGUAUUGCUUUGUCUGAAGCUUUGGAUGCAAUCAACAACUGUCCAUCAAUUGCGUUUUGCAAAUGCAUUAAUUGUAGCUUUUGGAAAAUCAAAGCCUGGCGCUGUGACUUAUGCUUCUCCUUUUACUUGUCAGAUUGGGACACUGAACUGCAACCACAAAAAUGUUACACAAUGGUAUACUGUGAAGACUGCCAGACUACAAAUAAGUCUGUAUAUUGUUACCUACAGGCAACUUUUAAAUAGAUCUCCACUGAGUGUUCUGUGGUUUUAAACUUGCUCAACACCUAAUAACUUCUGCUUUAGUACUGCUAUGAAGUAUCUUUAGGGGAAAAAAAGAAUGCAUUUUUCCCUUAGACUAGUGUUUUGUAUGUUCACCACAGUGACCUUUGGAGUACAAGGGGUGCAAUCUGGGCUGUGCCAAUGAUGCAACCUUCCAGCUGCGGUAAAGCAGGCUAUAAGCCCCAGAGGUGGUCAGAGCCCCUAAAUACAUAUAAUACUGGUCUAGGAUUUACUCAGCAGCCAGAGUCCCAAAAAGUAGUUUUCAGUGAUGAUGAGACUCCAACACAGAGAGGCUGUGCCAUGUCUCCUUGUCCUGAGUUUCUCUGCAAGACACCUGGCCACCAAACCUCUACACAAUGUGGACAUCUGGUCCCAGUGAAUCUAGCAAGAUAUUUGCCUGUGAUUUCAGAGAGAAAAGAUAUUUGCACUGUGAUUUGCAGGGUAGAAAUUGUUUAUUGCACAGUAAAGUUGUGAAAAAAAAAAUCAACUGAACUUUAGGAACAGGAAGCAUUCAUCAGUUAGGACUGAAUGUAGUGAAAAGUUUCAUCCAAAAGCAAUGAAGUUGGAACUUCAGAAAGCAUUGAUACAUUUCAUUUGUUAUUGAUCCAAAACAAGUUUUCUCCAUGUUUUCUGUCUGCACUAAGAGAAAAUGAACUAUUUCAGUUUGGUUCAAGCUUUUCCAUCCCCUCUGCUUCCUUACCUACCUUACCCUGCCAUCCUUACCAAGGCUUGGCAUGGUCACCAAACUGAAAGCCCACAGUCCCCCCAUGUCUGUCUGUGGCUACAAAUUAAAAAAGUCUACAGAAAGUAUCUUGGUUUCUCCAGACCUACACUGAAUUUCUGCAGCUAGAACAUAGCAGAGUGUGACACACUGCAUACGCACACAUAUGUGCAUAAAAUGAUAGGCUUCUAAUCUUGCGUUGCCAGUUGGUAAAUAAACUCAAGUUGUUGACAGCUAGAGAGGGUCAGUAAAAGCUAAAUGUCUAAAUGGCUGUGUCCUUCUUUCAGCAUUUGUGUAUAGCUUUUUCUUAGUUUUUUAUAAGUUGGACUGUCUUUCAGCUGUACAAAUAUAUUGACUCUUCUUGGUCUGAGAAUGUUACGUUUUCUUUUGUUCAUCUGUUUGGUUUGCCCCAAAAGAUACAGUAGAAGGAGUUCUCAGAAUGUAUGGAGAAGACUGUAACUGUACUGUGAUAGCAGAGUUCAAAGUGUCUAUUUUGUGUGCAGACAACGUAUUUAAGCAUAUUUUUUUGAUACUGGAGCAUGUGUGUUGUUUUUUUUUUUGUCUGUUUGUUUUAACACUGUGAUCAUGGGUAUCGAUUUAAACCCUCCUUCAUAACUUCCAUUCAUUGUAGUGUAACAUAAAAAGGACAUAUCAAAGCUUUUUUUUUUAAAUCUUAUUUUUGAAGACUUGUUCUUUCUACACAGUUUUCAUUGACUGCCUUUCCUCCUGUGCUGGCUGUAUAUUGGCCACCCAUAUCGCUGCCCAAGAUCCAACUGAAAACAACACAUGACAUACAAAUGACAAUACCAAAUGACAGUGAUACAAGGAGCUAAAUCUGGGCUUCAUUCAAGUAUAUACCAGAUUUUAAAAUUGUUUAUCAAAGAGAAGAACAUGCAAAUGUUCUUGGUUUUGUACCACAAAAUGUGCUGUAGACGUGUUAGAUAUUAAAGGAGCAUUAUUAUCCUUUAUCUACUGUGAUCCACUGAGGAUAACCUGUGUCCCAUGCUUUAAUGUUUGAACUUGACUUGUGAUGAAGCAGUAUACAUCUUGUUUAUGUCACAUGAGGUUAGGAGUUAGAACAUGGUAUUUAUGUUAGUUUGGGGCUGGGGUUUCUUAUGUUUUUGAUAGACUGAUGAAAAAAACCACAAAAAACAUUUUCCAUCUAAAUCUGUUCUUUUUGUUUGAUUCAAUGUAUUUGUUGUUAGUGAAUGCAGCAAAUGUACUGAAUAAGAAAUGUAUAAAUGAAUCUUUAAACAGUCGCUUUCUGUCCUCAGUCUUUGAAGCCUGGAAAUCUUGCAGUUUAUUUAUGGGCAUGUAUACUGUGGCUUUUGCAAUAUUUUUUUUUUCAGGACAGCAUCAUUUUGUCAAUGGCAUGAAAUCUUAAUUGAAUGAGAUGUGAGUUUUAACAUAUGUAAUGUAGUAGGAAUGACUUUGCCAGUAAGUAGGAAAAUAAUUAAGUUUUGUUGUGUUGGUUUUUUUUCUCAGAUAAAUAAGAAAUCUUAAUUUCCUAAAAUAA
Messenger RNA from Gallus gallus (chicken), 6614 nucleotides. It is a transcript of the gene ADGRD1, whose product is annotated as adhesion G protein-coupled receptor D1. Gene Ontology annotation, molecular function: G protein-coupled receptor activity. Gene Ontology annotation, biological process: cell surface receptor signaling pathway; adenylate cyclase-activating G protein-coupled receptor signaling pathway. NCBI's taxonomy places the organism in Eukaryota, Metazoa, Chordata, Aves, Galliformes, Phasianidae. The record is from RefSeq and is a predicted model, not a curated record. Bases 525 to 3305 code for a protein of 926 amino acids. Gene Ontology annotation, cellular component: membrane. The transcript has 26 exons.